Messenger RNA from Syngnathoides biaculeatus (alligator pipefish), 1621 nucleotides. RefSeq names its product glutathione S-transferase theta 1a (gene gstt1a). Gene Ontology annotation, cellular component: cytoplasm. Gene Ontology annotation, molecular function: glutathione transferase activity. The coding region runs from base 53 to 781 and encodes 242 amino acids. The record is from RefSeq and is a predicted model, not a curated record. NCBI's taxonomy places the organism in Eukaryota, Metazoa, Chordata, Actinopteri, Syngnathiformes, Syngnathidae. The transcript is spliced from 5 exons. Gene Ontology annotation, biological process: glutathione metabolic process.
UUCCCUAUGCUUUUAAAACAUUGCGGUGGUGGCUCGCGUGCUGUCAGUCAAGAUGGAGUUGUAUCUGGACCUUCGCUCGCAGCCUUGCCGCUCCCUCUUCAUGUUCGCCAAGGCCAACGCCAUUCCCUUUCAAUUCAAACUGGUGGACCUGGCCAAAGGGGAGCAGUAUGGCGAAGAGUUCGGGAAGAUCAGCCCGAUACGGAAAGUUCCGGUCAUGAAGGAUGGAGACUUUGUCCUCACAGAAAGUGUGGCCAUCCUUCAGUACCUGGUUGAGAAGCAUGCGUCCUUCCUUGCUGACCACUGGUACCCAGCCGACCUGCGGCAGCGGGCGCGGGUCAAUGAGUACCUGUCCUGGCAGCAGAUGAACCUGCGAGCCCAUGGGUCAAAGGUCUUCUUGCUCAAGAACAUGUACCCCGUGGUGAUGGGCCAGGAGGUCCCGGAAGACAAAAUGUCAUCGGCCGUGGAGGAGCUGACCCAGGCUGUGGACAUCUUGGAGAACUAUUUCCUGGGGGAAAGCUUGUUCCUGUGUGGCGCCUCCAUCUCUCUGGCUGACGUGGUGGCCAUGGCUGAGAUCAUGCAGCCGGUGAGCAGCGGCGUGGACGUGUUCUCGACGCGUCCAAAGCUAUCGGCGUGGCGUGAGCGUGUGAAGAAGGAGGUGGGCGUCGCCCUCUUCGACGAGGCCCACGCCGCCAUCAUGACGAGCGGCGGCGUGGCGCAGACGCUGCGCGAAGGAGGACUGCCCCAAAUCUUCAAGGACAAGUUCAAGAAAGCUUUCUUGUGAAUGUCAAUAAAAAAAAACAAUCCGACCAAACGCUGUAUUUCUAAAGACCUGUUACCAUCACAUGACCACAUAAUGAACAUCUAUUUCAGAUGUUGUCCGUCUUAAUACAAAAUUUACACACUACACACAUCAAGACAAGACAAUUUUUGCCCCAAUUUUGCCUCUUCCCGAUUAAGGAUGUUAAGAUAUUAUGACGCUCGAUUUCUUUUUAGGUGUGUUCCAAGUGGAUUUGUUUUGAUAAUGGGGUGCAAAAGGGGUUGGGACAAUGUUAAAUAUUAAAUAUAAAAAUAUACAAAUUAAAUCUCUUCAAUAUUUUUCCGAAGAGAAAUUGCCGAGUCAUGAUACAGAGAACCCUGAUGUGGAACGCAAUAUAGCCAACCAAGAACACCCUGACUCAAAAUCACGAAGCAGACACGUCUUGUCUAAGCUUCUUGUUGUUGUUUGUUGGUAUAAAAGUGCGUAUUUUCCAAAUCAAGUAUUUUUAUUGAUAUUGAUAAAACGUCAAAUAUUAUUAUUCCUUUUGUUUUUCAUCUUCAUUUGUGGGGUCUUUCACAAGCAAAUUGACUUUUAUCCAUCAAUCCAUCUGUCCAAUUUCUCUGCCGCUUAUCCUCACAAGGGUCACAGGAGUGCUGGAGCCUAUCCCAGCUGUCAACGGGCAGGAGGCAGGGUACACCCUGAAGACCCUGAACUGGUUGCCAGCCAAUCGGAGGACACAUGGAGACAGACAUGUGGGAGGAAACCACACUGCCAGGAGAAAACCCACGCAAUCACAGGGAGAACAUGCAAACUUUACACAGGCGGGACCGGGAUUUGAACCAUGGUCGUCAGAAAUGGGAGGCC